AUGAGCAUCUAUCACAACCCAAAUGACAAGUUGUAUUACUACUGUGUGUUAUGCGGCUAUAACUCGACCCCCAAUCAACUCCUGGCGCACAUCCGGAGCCGUCACAAGACAUUGAACGCCGAGAAGCGGCCCGACGUUCACCAACUGAUCGCCGAUCGGAUCGAUUACUGCCGCCAAUUGAACGCCAAUUUGACGGCUGCCAACGGUUCCGCCAUUCAGUCGCUGCCGGCCAACAAUGUCCACCAACUCUUGGCCGCCGGCGAGGGCUGUAUGACCUGCGACUCUAUCGUUGGCUUCUAUCGAUUGGACGCCUGGUCUGCGGCCAAGCCGUUGAAUAAGUGCGGCUGCGGUCAGAAGAAACCCGGUCUCGUCGAGUGCACCCGAUGUCAGAACCGGUUCCACUGGAGCUGUCACGAGAAGGUGCCCAUCAGUGGCUACGCGGGCCACGAUUUUGGCGCCUAUUUAUGCAAAUACUGUCGUUCGCGGGACUUCAUGAUCAUUGGCCGCAAUCAUUUGUCACCGCAUGAACUGCUGCUUCACCUGCGCCUCCACUACCACUACGCGCCACUCAAGUGCUUGGGCUGUAUGGACCGGUUCCCGGGCUACGCCGCUCUUCGCCUACACAUUCAGGCCCGACACGGGAAUAGCAAACUAGCCAUCGAUAAGGGCUGCAACACGUUGUGGUCAUUCGAGCCGAUCGCCGAACUCGAGGCUCUUAUCGCCAAAGCGGGCAUCGAUUCCCGGCUGGACUUCAUUGCGCACACGUCGUCACCAAUUGUUGUGGGUAACGUCUCUCUAAGAGAGGCAUUGCUUUCCACCGCUUCCGGGAAUACAUUGUCGGCGACCACUCCUUCUUCUUCUUCGACCACCGCUUCCCCAGCACUCGUUGAUCUCACAGAUGAACCAAACUCUCCGCCACCCGUUAUUCCCGCCACCGUUACGUCGGCGCCGGCGGUCAACAUACAGCCCGCACAACACAUUUACUUCAUUAACACAUUAACCUCUGCAACCGGACAUUUAUUGUACACAAAUAUCGCUCAACAAACACCUUCGGCAUCAAAUGUCGGCCCAACUCUAGCGUCAAACGUCGGUCAAAGUCUAGCCGCCCGUCUCACCCAUUCUCUGGGCUUACAAAACGUCGCGCCGCCCUCUCAGGCCACAAACGCCGUCCAAUCAAUACCUCAAUACAAUGUGAUCAAAAACAUACCGCCGCGAUUGGCCAAAGUCAUCGUUACAGUUAAACAAUUGUCUGAUUUGAAUCUAUUCAAUGGCGGUGGUGCCGAUCAGGCGUUCAACUUCUUUACCAAACAUCUCAUUCAAAUCGAAAAGCUUUGCCACGCAUUGAAUGUGACGAACCAAAUGAAACAAACCGUUUACACUUUAUUGUCGACUGCGCUGUCCAUUCCGAUGGCAGACCUCAUGCAACGGACAGCGAGCGCCUACAGCGAGCACAUGAUCCACAAGAAUAGGACUCACAUUAAGAAACUUGUGGACCAACUCAUCGUACGGACAGCGUUCACGUCCCAGAAGACGGCGCAGGAGUUCCAGUUCACCGAAGACUUAGUCAAACUAUUGAAUAUAACGUAUUUCUAUAAAAUGAAACAAUAUUUUCGGCUUAAGAUCGACAAUCCGGCUCCGGAUGAGUAUUUGUUGAACUUCUUGUCGAACGCGAUUCUACCGCUUUGGUCGACGGGAAACAUGACUUGUCAGCGAUUGAUCCAAAAUGUCGACAGUCGGGAACUGAAGCGUUUGUUUUCCCCGUUAACGGAAUCCCAAUCAGCCGCUCAAGAGGUCUCUAUUGGUUCAGCGCCCGUAUCCGUUAACGUGUCGCCCGCAGCGGCCGUUGUGUCCGACGCCGAAGUCAUUGAUCUAUCGUUUGAUUCGGGCGAUGAAGAGGUGGCCGGAGAACAACAGGCUUCGGAAGCCGAAGCCGUGGUAAACGUUGCGGUAAAUGAGAUUCCGAUUGAGACAAUCGGCGAACCAAUGAAUGAAUCAAUUGCUGUGAUGAACGACUCGUUGGACGUAUCGAUGGACACGACAAACGACCCUUUGAAUCAGUCGAUGGAAGUGACGCACGAAGAAGCAGAUACAGUGUCUGCGGUCGCGGCUACAGCCGACUCUUCACCAAUACGUGUCCAGAAGUUCAAGAGGUUGUGCAUAAAGUUGGGUCACAUAUCGUGUGUGUAUUGCAUUAAAUUCGACACAACGGGCCGAUACGUGUUCACCGGUUCCGACGAUUAUCUCAUCAAAGUUUGGUCAACACUCGACGGCCGACUAGUGGCCACACUUCGCGGCCACGAACACGAGAUCACCGACAUAGCCGUCAGCCACGACAACAGCCUACUGGCCACGGGUGACAUCAAUUAUCUCAUAUUCAUUUGGUGUUUGAAGAGCGCCCGAGCGCUACAAGUGCUGAAAGCGCACACAAAACAAAUCACUUCAUUGGCGUUCUGUCCGCUGACACAAACCACGGCCUCGUAUUUGGUGUCGACCGGCGAUGACGGCCGGGUCUGCUUCUGGCGCUUUGACUCACAGUCGCGCGCAUUCAACGCUACGCCCGACCCGGAGAUCAUUGAACAGCACUCUAAGAAGUCCGGCAUUUCGUGCUCGUCGUUCUCGGCCGGCGGUCAUCUGCUGGCCGUCGGUUCCACCGACUCUUACAUCACUAUCUAUGCGGUGGACAAUACGACCGGUCCGCAGAAGAUGCUGUCCAUGAAGUACCACUGGGGACACGUUGAUAGAAUUCAUUUCAGUCAUAAUAGCCUACGGUUUGUCUCGUCGAGUAAUAACGUGUUCAGUGAUAAAGACAUUGACAAAGACAACGCCUUCAUCUGGCAUAUGGUGGACAACUCGUGGGCAGUGAUACCCAUCAAAGUGUACUUACAGAUCGGUGACACGCGUUAUAAUUAUAAGACACUGAUCCACGAGAUGGAGUGGACACCCGAUGACCAGUAUGUGGUCACUUCGUUGACCGACUACUCUAUCAAAAUCUGGAACUCAACUGAUGGCCAACUAUUGCACGUAUUGAGCGGACACGACGACGAGAUACACGUGAUUCAAUGCCACCCAACGCUUCCUCACAUAUUCUUGUCGGCCGGUUAUGACGCCAAAGCUAUCCUCUGGGACCUGACCAAAGGCCGGCCGCUGAAGACUCCCCGACGGCCGAAUGUUGGCCACAGCCGACUGUUACGGCCGGUUCGCGCUGUACGGCGCCGGCGAUCUGGAAUGACACAAACCACGGCCUCGUAUUUGGUGUCGACCGGCGAUGACGGCCGGGUCUGCUUCUGGCGCUUUGACUCACAGUCGCGCGCAUUCAACGCUACGCCCGACCCGGAGAUCAUUGAACAGCACUCCAAGAAGUCCGGUAUCUCGUGCUCGUCGUUCUCGGCCGGCGGUCAUCUGCUGGCCGUCGGUUCCACCGACUCGUACAUCACUAUCUAUGCGGUGGACAAUACGACCGGUCCGCAGAAGAUGCUGUCCAUGAAGUACCACUGGGGACACGUUGAUAGAAUUCAUUUCAGCCAUAAUAGCCUACGGUUUGUCUCGUCGAGUAAUAACGUGUUCAGUGAUAAAGACAUUGACAAAGACAACGCCUUCAUCUGGCAUAUGGUGGACAACUCGUGGGCAGUGAUACCGAUUAAAGUGUACUUACAGAUCGGCGACACGCGUUAUAAUUACAAGACACUGAUCCACGAGAUGGAGUGGACACCCGAUGACCAGUAUGUGGUCACUUCGUUGACCGACUACUCCAUCAAGAUCUGGAACUCAACUGAUGGCCAACUGUUGCACGUAUUGAGCGGACACGACGACGACAUACACGUGAUUCAAUGCCACCCAACGCUUCCGCACAUAUUCUUGUCGGCCGGUUAUGACGCCAAAGCCAUCCUCUGGGACCUGACCAAAGGCCGACCGCUGAAGACUUUCACCAAUAAGAAGGGCCGCGCGAUUCUGGACGCCUCGUUCAGCCCCGACGGCCGAAUGUUGGCCACAGCCGACUGUUACGGCCGGUUCGCGCUGUACGGCGCCGGCGAUCUG
Molecule: messenger RNA, 4035 nt
Organism: Medioppia subpectinata
Lineage: Eukaryota; Metazoa; Arthropoda; Arachnida; Sarcoptiformes; Oppiidae
Source: the annotation of a GenBank genome assembly